AUGUCACUUCACUUCAUAAGGAUUGGAGACAUCUUGAAAACAGAACAACUCUUUUUUUGCCAUCAGAACAAACCACAGGAUCAUCACCUUAAAAAAAGUAAAAUAAAUGUAUUUACUUACUUUUACAAUUACUGAAAUUAUGGCGGACUUCAGUAUUAAGUGUCCUUGAUGGAUUAUUAACUAAAGUGAACUAAUCUUUACAGCCUGCCUGAAAACAUCAGAGUAGACCAGACUCCUGCCAAAUGCUGAAGAUGUGCAGCAGUAGUAUCUCGUUGUUCUAGGUGAUAGUUGGAUUAUCAAAGUCGAAAACAGCAGAGGACUAAAACCCACUCUUUGGAUUUUUCUAUUCUGUUGAAGGUUUGAAGGGAAACUUUUAAUAUGUGAGUGCAGCUGAUUUACAUACAUCUCACAGUUGACUGAAAUGCACUUAAAAGUAUUUUUGUGGCUGUCUUUAAUGUGAGUUUUGGUUUUUGGUUCAUGUACAACUGGACUUGAGCACAAUUUCAGGAUAAACUAGAGGGAAGACCAUUAAACGUUAGCAAGAUUGCAUAAUAUAGAAAUCCUUCUGAAUCUCAGCAUUCUUAACAACAGUUCUGAGAGAAGUGUUGGUAAAAGGAAGCUCCUUCUGCUGAACUAACCAUGGUUGCUACAGGUGGCCCAGUAGCCACAUUCUCUGUGUGGGAUUACGUGGUGUUUGCUGGAACAAUUUUGGUGUCAGCUGGCGUCGGCCUUUUCCAGGCCAUCCGAGGCCGCAAGGAGACCAGCAGCGCUGAGUUCUUGCUGGGUGGACGGCAAAUGACAGCUGUGCCAGUUGCAAUGUCGCUCACAGCCAGCUUUAUGUCUGGCAUCACAGUCAUCGGCACACCAACUGAGGCCUACCGGUUUGGAGCUGCUUUCUGGCUCUUUGGCUUCUCCUAUGCCAUCAUGUCUGCCAUCACUGCUGAGGUCUUUGUCCCACUUUUCUACAGACUGGGGAUCACCAGCGCCUAUGAGUACCUGGAGAUGCGCUUCAGCAAGCCUAUUCGGAUAAUUGGAACAUCUAUGUACAUCGUUCAGACGGCCCUGUACACUGGUUUGGUCAUCUAUGCUCCAGCUCUUGCACUAAAUCAAAUCACAGGGCUUGAUCUAUGGGGAGUGCUGGUGGCUACAGGAGCAGUGUGCAUCCUCUACUGCACUUUGGGCGGUCUGAAAGCAGUAAUCUGGACAGACGUGAUGCAGAUGGUGACCAUGCUGGCAGGUUUUGUGGCUGUUAUAGCUAGAGGAGCUGUACUGCAGGGAGGCCUGACGAAGAUUUGGGAAGAUGCCGGCAAAGGAGGCCGACUAGAGGCAUUUGAUUUUGACCCAGAUCCUCUGAAGCGUCAUACUUUCUGGACUAUCAUAGUCGGUGGCAGCAUCAUGUGGGUGUCCAUCUACUCAAUCAACCAGUCCCAGGUGCAACGCUACAUAUCCUGCAAAACCUUGCGACAUGCCAAGAUGUCUUUGUAUGUGAACAUGGUUGGCUUAUGGGUAACCGUGAGUCUGGCCGUGUUUUCUGGCCUCACCAUGUACUCCAUUUACAAGAACUGUGAUCCAUUUACAAAUGGUGAUAUAAGCUCCCAAGACCAGCUGCUGCCCUACCUUGUGAUGGAUAUUCUGGCAGACUACCCUGGAAUCCCUGGCUUGUUUGUGGCUGCUGCAUACAGUGGUACCCUUAGCACAGUGUCUUCCAGCAUUAAUGCCCUUGUUGCUGUCACUGUGGAAGACUUUAUUCUUCCCGUGUGCAAAAACCUCACAGAGAAACAGGUCACCUGGAUGAACAUGGGCCUGAGUGUAUUCUUUGGUGCCCUGUGUAUUGGAAUGGCUGGAGUUGCUUCAUUGAUGGGAAGCAUUUUGCAGGCAGCUCUGUCCAUAUUUGGCAUGAUCAGUGGACCUCUUCUUGGUCUUUACCUUUUAGGCAUGCUAUUCCGCACAACAAAUUCCAUAGGAGGACUUUCGGGAAUGAUCAUUGGUCUUGUGUUGACUCUGUGGGUGGGGAUUGGAGGCCAGAUUUAUCCAGCAACAGCUGAAAAGACAAAUCCUCUUUAUGUCAGCACUGCGGGCUGCAACAACACUAUGGGCCAAAACUACACAACGACAGCUCCGUGGACCAGUCCUCUGACCUCACAGCCUGAUGUGAGGCCACCUCUGGCAGACUCCUGGUACUCUCUGUCCUACGUCUAUUUAUCUCUCUUGGGGACACUGACCACAAUGGUGUCUGGCCUGCUGGUGAGCAUGAUCACAGGUGGAUGCAAGCAAGAAAAAAUGAACCCUGAUCUGUUUGUGAAGAUGAGUGAUCUGUUCUGCUUCGGCUGCAGUAGUAAAUCAGAGGCAUCAGAAGUCCCAGAAAAGGCUGCAACAGACUUUCAUAUGGAAGCUGACAACCCAACAUUCACAGACUUUGACGUGACGAGUAAAGACGCUGAAAAAGCCACCAAACUGUAAUGAUGCUAUAACGAUAAAUUUUUUGAUACAAUUUUUUUUUUUUUUAACAAAUAAUUGUAACUAUUACCGGUAUGUGCCUAUUUAUGUUGAUAUGAAUUAUGUGUUUCAAACAUGUUGCUUAAAUUAAAAUGCAAAUACUUCAGACUUUACAUGAAGAAAGAACUUAACUAGUCAUAACUAAAAUUAAACUGGAUAUAACUCAAAUUACAAAGCUUGCAUAUGUAUGAUGCUACCCUACUGAGGUGCUUGAACAACA
Sander lucioperca (pikeperch) is the source of this 2716-nucleotide messenger RNA. It is a transcript of the gene slc5a8l, whose product is annotated as solute carrier family 5 member 8, like. Gene Ontology annotation, biological process: propanoate transmembrane transport; sodium ion transport. Gene Ontology annotation, cellular component: membrane. Gene Ontology annotation, molecular function: organic acid:sodium symporter activity. NCBI's taxonomy places the organism in Eukaryota, Metazoa, Chordata, Actinopteri, Perciformes, Percidae. Bases 640 to 2460 code for a protein of 606 amino acids. The record is from RefSeq and is a predicted model, not a curated record. The transcript has 15 exons.